UGUCAUCAGCUGACACUGCGCCUGUAAACACGCCGCACGAUCUUACCGGUACGCCACGUGACAAUCGUGGGUAGCACAUGCCUUCGCUCAGAUUAAUAUUUUUCCUUGGUGAACAUAUCAACACUAACAAAUUGCUAGUGAGUACUGGACGGAGGAAGAACUACAUUUGACCUCUUUGUGCAGAAGGGGAGAAUCGGAUGUAGACAGGCUCCUACUGUCCAUGAAGACAUACUCGCUAACAUUGCCUAACCAGAUACAACGCUUGCAUAAAUAGCAGCAUCGGGAAAACAUCAAUAUGGCUCCCAAGAAUGUAAUAAUGGAAACCACUCCAUCGGAGGACAUGUUAACUGGAUCCUCUGAAGUGGAGCCAGUCAUCACAGCAGAAACACAUGCUCAGAAACGUCCCCCUAUGAAGAUAGUAUGGAAGAAUGUAGUGCUGUUUGCCAUGCUGCACCUGGCUGCAGUGUACUCGCUGGUACUCAUCCCCCAGGCCCACCUCUACACCUUGCUGUGGAGUGCUUUCAUGUACGUAUUUGCGGCCCUGGGCAUCACAGCAGGGGCACAUCGUUUAUGGGCACACCGUUCCUACAAGGCCAGAAUGCCAGUGCGUAUCCUGCUAGCUAUCAUGGAUUCUACUGCCUUUCAAAACUCUAUAUUUGAGUGGAGUCGUGACCACCGGUGUCAUCACAAGUAUUCGGAGACAGAUGCAGACCCCCAUAAUGCUAAGCGAGGGUUCUUCUUUUCCCACAUGGGAUGGUUGUUGGUGAAAAAACACCCUGAUGUCAUAGCCAAGGGAAAACAGCUGGAGAUGGCCGACCUUAAAGCUGAUCCUGUUGUCAGAGUCCAGGAAAAAUUAUAUGUUCCAUCUGUGCUGCUAUUCUGUUUCAUUGUGCCAAGCAUGGUACCGUGGUGUUUCUGGGGGGAGAGUCUGUUUGUAUCCUUCUACCUUGCUGCCAUCUUGCGUUACUGCCUGGGACUGAAUGCAACCUGGCUAGUGAACAGUGCUGCACACAUGUGGGGCAUGAGGCCCUACGACAAGCGCAUCAACCCGGCAGAGAACAUGAUGGUGGCACUGAGUGCUGUAGGGGAGGGAUUCCACAACUACCACCAUACCUUUCCUCAGGACUAUGCAACCAGUGAAUUUGGGUGGAAAAUCAACUUAACCACUUUCUUUAUUGACACCAUGGCGUAUCUAGGACAAGCUUAUGACCGACGCAAGAUUCCUGCAGAUGUUAUCAAGGCAAGGAAACUGAGGACAGGGGAAGGUAGCCCUUGAUUGAAGACUAUGGAGAUAGAUUGCUGGGUUUUGGUAGGAGUGGACACACAAGCUGCAACAAUGGUAGAAAUUCACUUGUAUUAUGUAAAAAAAAAAAGUGCACUAUUAGUUCACCUUUCUUGACCUGACUACUGCCAUAACAGUGACUGUGAAUUGAGCUUGUCAUUGAGACAUGAGCUUGCUGUAUGUUGGAAAGUCACUUUGCCAGAAACAAUCAAACAUGCCAAAUUGAUAAUUAUCACAUGUAGUUCUAAAUGUAAUCAAACCAUCGAGUAUCAAAACUAAUGUGGAUGAUUUUCAAAUUCACUUUGUGACCAUGAAAAGAGCUUGCUUUCCAUGUCAGGUCCUUUUUGAACAGUGAGGUUUUAUGAAUGUCAUGUCAACCAAGUUAUUUUCUUUUGAUCCUGUUCAAGCCAAUAUGCCACUAGUUCAGCCUAGUGGGUUGACCAAACUGGUAGGUUGUAAGUGGAACCUCUGUCACAGUAUUGAUGGUUUGAGGCCCAUUGUAUAUAUGGUUGGUAUACUGGAGGAGACUGUCGCUAGUCGGACUGAGCAGGAACUAUUCUUGCCACUUUUGAGGACCAUUUGUUCAAAACUGAAUUAAGAAUUUAUUUCAUCAGAUGAAGUACAACUGUUAGAAGGAGGAUGUUGCCAGCAAGGACUUGAACUGCCAUGCUUGAAUCUGGAUAUAUAUAUGUAACCUUGAUCAAGGCUGUUUUUCUUGAAUCUGUUUUGUUUUUUCUAGUGAUAUGAUAUGCAGUUAAUCAUGUUGAUUACAGCUGCAGACAGUCCCAAGUAAUCCACCUAGGCUGUUUUUGAGGAACAUAAAUGAUGUUAUCCUUCUCCAUGUGUAUAGCUAUCAUGAACACUGAUGAUGCUAUGUGGAAUAUGCCUCAGACACCAAGAUCAAGUAUCGCCAGCAGUCACAAAGUGACUUGGCCGAGGGCGGGCAGUUUUCAAGUUAUAAUGGACACAAUCUUGAAUGAACAGAUAUUGAUAAUACACAAUAGUAUUGUAUGAGUAUUAGUCCGAGAACAAAUGGCAGAAUUAUCAACCAACAUUAUACAAAAUUACAAUGUCAAAAUGUCCUGCAUCCGGUCCAAGCAUCUGCAGAUAUUCUGCAUCUAAAUAUGUCACAACUAGUGGUUGUCUGUAGGUUCUGUGUUGUAGGUGACUUUCAGGUUCUGUACAUUAUAGUUUUGUUUUGGACUGCUGUCCUUGGUUGUCAUUGUCCAGCAGGGGCACAUGUGCCUGAAGCUACCUGCAUAUGUGGUUCUCAUUACAUCAAGUUACCCUUAGGUCCAUCCUGCUUGUAUUGCUACAGGAUUAGCAAAAUUUGGGUGUUUCAAUGUAAAUUUCCAACUGUCAUGUGUUCUUAGUUUGCUUAUGUAGUAAGAACCACAUAAGAGCAUAUUUUGUUGUUUGAGUUGUCUGUAUCUUUGAAAGAUUUUCAUGCCUUUGUUUUAUUUAUUUCAUUGACAUACUUACGCCAUUUUGUUUAUUAAAUGAUGAUUUCAUUCAGUUUCAGAAAACAAUCCUGGGUAUGACAAAAUAAAUCGACCAAAAGUUGA
Messenger RNA from Haliotis rufescens (red abalone), 2847 nucleotides. RefSeq names its product stearoyl-CoA desaturase 5-like. Bases 296 to 1276 code for a protein of 326 amino acids. Gene Ontology annotation, cellular component: endoplasmic reticulum membrane. The record is from RefSeq and is a predicted model, not a curated record. Lineage: Eukaryota; Metazoa; Mollusca; Gastropoda; Lepetellida; Haliotidae. Gene Ontology annotation, biological process: unsaturated fatty acid biosynthetic process. Gene Ontology annotation, molecular function: iron ion binding; stearoyl-CoA 9-desaturase activity. The transcript has 5 exons.